AUGCAGCGGCUUCGCUUCCGCGCCACGGUGGCUCGGCGCGGCCGGACUCGCGGCCGCAAGGCGUGGCAGAAGGAUACACUGCUGCUGCGAAAUGUCGUGGCUACUUCUGCCGAUCUCCCCGGCAAGAUUCACACAGACCAUGUCUGGCUGAAGGCCGCCAUGCUUGCUGCGGACAAGUUACUCCUGACGAGCACCAUCCGCAAGAAUGCGACGGAGCUCAAAGGAAAAGAGCUGGCUCUACACAAGGGCAACUUCGACGCUGUUGGCACACAGGCAGCUGUGCUGGCUGGCUUCGCCGUUGUAAUGGUAGUCGAGUUCCACAUGCCGGAGACGGCGCACUUUGCCCUGCAAGGGGUCUACUACGUUUUUGCAGUCAUUACGUUGGUCGCCAAUCUGAGAUGUGUCGCGAUGACGACCUGCAUCACCGUGAUGGGCACUGGCCUGGCCUUGCGAGGGCCCGAUGGCUCCAUGGUGCGUGCGGUGGAAGGCAUGUACAACCAGAGGGCCAUCGUCUUCAGGUCCUUUGGCACCGGGAUCGUGGCUUGCUGCUGCAGCGUGGCUGUGAUUGCCUGGAUCAAGAUGGAUCCCAUCCCGGCCUGCAUAUGCACUGGCGCGAUCGCUUGGACCCUUUUUUCCAUUGCGAGAUACACUAGAUUCUACUUGGAGUUCUUCAAAUUCAAUGAGGAUGAGGUGGUUAGCUUAGAUGAUAUCCUUGGCGCCGACCUGGUGAACAAGGAGAACAUUGUGAAGCAGCUCGGGAUCGGCAGUGACACGCUUGUGCGAUUGCUUGGGGCGAUAACGCAGAACCGACGACAGCACACCCCUGACACCGCCACAGAAGCUCCUUGCAAGGUGGGGAAGCAACUGGCGCAGCUGGCACCGAAGCUGGGGCAGCUCGUGGAGUUCGAUGCCCGAGUGAGGUGGUACAGGAAGCUGGGUGGCUGGGACUUGCGGCUGUCCCACCACACGAGCCUCGAUCCUGACUUCGACACGAGAUACAUGACACCCGACAAGGGCCAGGUUCAGGAGAUGCAGCAGAUUCUCAGUAGACACAAGGAGCUGCGCAGGCUGUCAAGGCAAGCACCGCCGGUUGCUAUGACAACGGUAGAGUCUUCAAUGUCUUCCAAGGAGAUUUCGGAAAGCCCAGGCCGCCAGCUUACUGGAUGUUGA
This is a messenger RNA of Symbiodinium natans, 1170 nucleotides long. NCBI's taxonomy places the organism in Eukaryota, Dinophyceae, Suessiales, Symbiodiniaceae. The record is from the annotation of a GenBank genome assembly.